AUGGCCUCCACUCUUCAGCCUUCCACUCAGGUGGGGCAACUACCACGAGCGAGGUGGACAAAAUUUGGGGAGUUGGCUCUUGGGGCUAAUUCUACUGCACCAGAAGAGGCUCGAGAAGUAGGGCCGCGGUUGAAUUAUUCACUGCUUAGCAUAUCUCCAAGUGCAUCAGACGCAACACCAGCCGGCCUGGAUAUCCAGAGCAAGAGCGAGAGCGGUCCUGACCCAACAUUCCGACCGGCAUCCACAUCUGAUGAUUUCCAGGUUUCAACACUAGUUGGUAACGCGUUCGAUACAUCGAAUGUUGAAACUUCUCUUGGAAUGCCCGCAUCGAAGACAUUGGUAAUUGAGCUACCACAGUCCACAUUGAUUAAUCCCCGUUCCCUUUUCAGUGGCUUCGAACCCGAUGCUCCUACACUCAAGGAAGCUGAAGCCGUCUCAACUUUACUCCAAAUACUCAAGCACCAGAAUCAUGAUUUGGGCGAUUUUAUCGAGUUCGAGCUUUCCAAUUUCACGAUAUACAUUGACAGCGUAUUGUAUCCCAGCGAAUUACGACCAUUACAACAUCUGGCUACCCGUGCGGCAUCUGAUAAGUUCUUUUUCGACGGUAUACUAGGUGUCGGAGACAAGAAGUACUUUGUAAAAAGGGUACCUUUUCGCGAACUUCCCAUUGGCAAUUACUGCGACGUUGAAGAACAUUCUGUCGGUGACCAGGUAUGGAUUCGAUCCGAGGUCAAUCAGAACGAUGAGGUAUACUACAAACUGGGGCGUCCAUCCCCAGAAUACGAGCGGUUCUGGGUGCCAUUCCUUUGGAUUGCGAAUCUGACAAAACAUGUUGUGGAUUAUUGCUUUUACCUUCUGAAGAAAAGGCGACGGGCAAGACUCGAGGACUUUCGAUCAGACUUCGCUGCCUACAUCACCAGUAGGCACAAAAGGUCACCUGCUUUCCAGCAGUGGUAUCGUGCUCAUCAUUCCCACGACUUCCGUGCUGCUAUUGUUGCUAACAUCGGUUUCAUAUGGAAGGAAGCUUUUGGGCUGCCUCUUCCCGAUAGAAACAUAGCCAGUUGGCAUGACUUCUGGGGUGAGAUCAAAGGAAACGCAUAUACGCCAAUGAUUCCAGCUUCUGGCCCGAUUCCGGAUGGGGAACGCAUGGCUGAAGACAGCACCACAUCCGACGGGGGCACGAAGCACAAACAGAAGACGACCGACAAAGAAACAGUCGCCAAAACGAUUGUUACACCGUAUAUCUACGAUCUUUUCAGCCACAUGGGCUUAAGUGCUAUCAUGAAACCAGUCACACCUACUGAUACAGUGCACAUAGACAACCUUCAGCAGAUUCGAAUCACCAGUACGCGACAGCAGAGAUUCCACCAAGGAAGCAAUCGGUCUAGAGACGAUGAGGAUUUCCUUCUGAAAAUAGAAGCAGGGGACUUAAUCUCGACGCCUCCUGACCACGAAAACACUGGGACCAAGUGGAAGAGGGAGACGUCAAAACAUCACGAUAGUGACCAUGUUUGGUAUGGAAUGGUCCAAUUAGUACAUAUCUCACCUCAAGGCCGAAGAUCCUUCGAUGUAAUUUGGAUGUACCAGGCCAGGGACACACCGUGCGCAUUAAUGAAGUAUCCUUGGUCGAAUGAAUUGUUCUUGUCAGAUACUUGCACGUGCGAGACAGCGCGUGUCGAAGAGGAGGAGGUUCUUGGCACGCAUCGGGUUGCAUGGUUCGGAAACCCGACUUCGACCAUAUCCGACAACUUGUUCGUGAGACAGACGUAUUUGGCCGGGGAGCGUUGCUGGGUAGCACUGGACGAGGAUCACUUGACAUGCAACCAUCAUAACAAGAUCAAGCACACUGGAUCUGAGCGUAAGUACCAACUAGGGGAUACGGUACUGGUGAAACUGCCGAAGUCGGAUCGGCUCGAUGCCUUGGUUGUCGAGCGCAUCUACAAGGGAAACCGGAAGAGAUGGGUCAGACUUCGUCAACUACUUCGUCGAAACGAAAUGGACAGCACCAAAUCUUAUAGGCCGAAUGAGCUCGUGUACUCUGAUCAGCUUGUGGAGAUCGAGGUUGAUAGAAUCGCUCGCCGUUGUUUGGUCAGAGCCUUCAUGCCUGCGGAGGAGAUUCCUUGUCCAUAUGACCGGGGAGGCACUGGCGAUGUAUUCUAUAUAACGCAUCGGACUGGAAAGAACGGUCAACUCGUGCCAAUAGAAGACCCGGAUUGUCUGGACAUCCGACAAGGAUUCCAACCAAGUGUCACCCCAUCAAUCGGCAAGUUGCGCGGCUUGGAUUUGUUUUGCGGAGGAGGUAAUUUUGGCAGAGGAAUUGAAGAUGGAGGUGCGGUCUCGAUGAACUGGACUAAUGACAUCUCUUCCAACGCCAUCCAUUCUUAUAUGGCAAAUUGCGAUCGAAGCAUCUGCAAACCUUAUUUGGGCUCGAUAGACGAUCUCCUCGAGUGGGCGUUGAACGGAAACGUCGGUGUCCCGAAGCCGGGAGACGUACAAUUUAUCUCGGGUGGGUCUCCUUGCCAAGGCUUCUCGCGGCUUACAAAAGCCGAGGAUCAGAAAACGCUUAAACAAUACAAGAAUCGGUCUCUCGUCGCUUCUUUUGCUUCAUUCGUGGAUUUGUAUCGACCGCAGUACGGACUUCUGGAGAAUGUGGGGUCCAUGGUUAAAGCCCAGGACAAGCGAGAAGACUGCUUCUUCUCUCAGAUCGUUUGCGCCAUUGUUGGCCUGGGCUAUCAAGUACGUAUUGUCUAUGCUGGUGCCUGGACGUAUGGUGCGCCGCAGAUGCGAAGUCGUGUUUUCCUCAGCUUCGCUGCGCCAGGAGUCAAAAUGCCGAAGGCACCACGUCCCACACAUUGUCAUCCACCAGGCACCAUGAUGGGUACUCUUGGGAAAAUGUCAAAUGGUCAGCCAUUUGGUGAAAGAGUGCGGUUACCAACCCCGUUCAAAUUCAUGAGCGCUCUAGAAGCAACCGAAGACCUCCCUGAUAUUCGGGAUGCGAAGGUGGACUACUGUAUUGGCUUUCCAGACCAUCGAAUUUCCAUUGGCUGCACGCCGCGGAUUCGAGGUCAAAUGUUCCAAAUCCCGAUCCAGCCAUAUGGAAUGACCUUUGCGAAAACGUUUUUCGGGUAUGAGAAGGACGGAAUUCGCGUGGCUGGCGCCAUAUCAACUGCUGACCGAGAUUUCUUCUUUCCUAACCCCAAAGAGCAGCGAAUGCAACCAGGUAGUAAAGGUUGGGGUCGUGUCCACCCUCACAGUUUGUUCCGCACUGUUGUUACGCGCUGUGGUCCUACUGAUAACCGGACCGGUAUCGUGAACCACUGGCACCAGCCGCGCCCAUUGACUCUGCUCGAAGUGCGCAGGGCGCAAGGUUUUCUCGAUCACGAAGUCAUCACGGGGACACCCUCACAGCAAUGGCAUAUCGUGGGCAACAGUGUAGCCAGGCAGGUUGCCUUGGCACUCGGCCUGACGAUUCGUGAAGCUUGGUUCGGUACGCUUUAUGACCAGCCUCUUCCGGAUUCUAUCACUAAAGGGGCACCUGGAGAUUUUCUGGGUAUCACCGAGAAUAUCCCUAACUCUGAACGUCUAGGUCAGAUAUUCGAGAUUGAAGGCAUGCUCCAGGGUUAUCACUAUCCAUCUUCCGAGAUAAUGAACGACCCGAUAUCUACACCUGAAACGAGUGUGGGCGACCCAUUGGAGGGACGUCUCAAGUCGCUAGGGCAAAAGCGGGUGCGCCUGAAGCGGCUGAAAUCGCUACUUGCUCCCCGAGGAAUGCCUGUCAAGAAGCUACUCACAUUCCCAACUCUGACCGUGACUGGAUGUGGUGUAUAA
Messenger RNA from Truncatella angustata, 3828 nucleotides. RefSeq lists its product as uncharacterized. The record is from RefSeq and is a predicted model, not a curated record. Gene Ontology annotation, cellular component: nucleus. Gene Ontology annotation, molecular function: methyltransferase activity; chromatin binding. NCBI's taxonomy places the organism in Eukaryota, Fungi, Ascomycota, Sordariomycetes, Amphisphaeriales, Sporocadaceae. The transcript has 2 exons. The coding region runs from base 1 to 3828 and encodes 1275 amino acids.